AUGCUCACCGGCCGGACUGCGAUCGUGACCGGCGCAUCGUCGGGCAUCGGCGCCGGCGUGGCCCUGGCCCUCAGCUGGCAUGGUGCGCAGCGGCUGGCUCAGGUCCAGGCGGAGGCUGCUGGGCCGACAGUGGUGGUGGCCGGCGACGUGCGCGAGACCGAGGCGCCCGAUGCAGCAGUGGCGGCGGCGGUCGAUUCACUCGGCGCUCGUCCAGACAUUCUGGUCCAUGCAGCAGGUGUGGCGAUCAACGCCCCGCUGGCAUCGAUGCCGCAGGAUGCGCUGGAAGAGGUCAUCGACAUCAAUCUCACCUCGGCCGCCCGAUACGCUCGCAGCGUAGUCCGCUCCGCUCUCCGCCAGCGCCCAUCACGCCGAACUGACAUCGUACUGAUUGGGUCGGUGGUCGGCGCCGGGCUGGCAUCGCGUGGUCAGACCGCCUACGCGGCAUCAAAGGCAGGUCUUCGCGGCCUCUCGGCAUCGCUGGCUCUGGAGAUGGCUCCCCGCGACUUCCGGGUCAAUGUCGUCGAGCCGGGCUACAUCAAGACUCCGCUCACCGACUCGCUUCCUGCCGACCGUGUGGAGGCCAUCAAGGCUGAGGUCCCGCUCGGCAGCUUUGGCACCGUCGACGAUGUCGUCCAUGGCGUCAUCUACCUCCUCACCUCCAACUACACCACCGGAUCGGUCCUCACCAUCGACGGUGGGCUCACCCUCUAGCAUCCUUCCCAUCUUCCGAAUCUGUGCUCUGUGCUGUCAGCCUUUAACCCUUAACGGUACGGUCAUUCGGACGCGUUGUCGCGCAUCUCAAAGUGAACAACUCGAUGAUGCCUGA
This is a messenger RNA of Thecamonas trahens ATCC 50062, 826 nucleotides long. Its product is annotated as 3-oxoacyl-[acyl-carrier-protein] reductase. Lineage: Eukaryota; Apusomonadida; Apusomonadidae. The transcript has 2 exons. Gene Ontology annotation, molecular function: oxidoreductase activity, acting on the CH-OH group of donors, NAD or NADP as acceptor. The record is from RefSeq and is a predicted model, not a curated record. The coding region runs from base 1 to 711 and encodes 236 amino acids.